This is a messenger RNA of Penicillium chermesinum, 1041 nucleotides long. RefSeq lists its product as uncharacterized. Gene Ontology annotation, cellular component: elongator holoenzyme complex. Gene Ontology annotation, biological process: tRNA wobble uridine modification. The record is from RefSeq and is a predicted model, not a curated record. The transcript is spliced from 3 exons. Bases 1 to 1041 code for a protein of 346 amino acids. Lineage: Eukaryota; Fungi; Ascomycota; Eurotiomycetes; Eurotiales; Aspergillaceae.
AUGCCUUCUCAACCCCCGCUACCGCCCCUCCUCACGCCAUAUCUAUCAUCUCAUCCUGACUCGUCGCUCACCCUGGUUACUUCAAUCUUAGGCGCCACGUCAAAUUGGCUGAUUCUGAGGUUUCUCCACUCUUCCCUCGCAUCUCUAUGGGCUCCUAAUCCUUCGUUUGGGUUGGACGAGUCCAACAAUGGCACUAAAAAAAAGGUUGUUUUAAUAAGCUUCCUCAGAGGUUGGCACUUUUGGAGAACCGAGGCCAAGAGAUUGGGUCUUGAUCUUGCACGCCUGGCAGAUAAGAAGCAAUUUGCAUUCAUCGAUGGCUUGUCUGAUCUAUUCAAUACCGCACAAGGAUCAAGGUCCCCUGCAAAUCCAACACCUGCCAGACCUGGGAUCCCACAACGCACUACACUUCCAGUCCGAGGCCCGCCGGGCGCUGUGCCCGCGAGAGGACCACCUACUGCGCAGAUUCCAAGCGCUGGCGCACCGGAAGGUACGACGGAUAAAGGAGUCGCUCAGACACUCAGCUUCUCUGGACGUGGCGUUGCAGCAUUAGAUGCCCUAGAGAAUGAGAUACUGGCAGUCAUUGCGCAAUUAAAGAUAUCAGCCGAAGACGGCGAGGAGAUACUUCUCGUCAUUGAUCAGCCUGAUUUUUUGCUUGCUGCUACGGGCCCGAGCAUGGAUAUCGGAGCUACGGAGAUGGCAGAGUGGAUUACAGGUCUACAGCAGAAUGUGCAUGCAACUGUAAUCACGCUGGCUGCCGACUCCCCGUUGAUCCAUAACGCGUCUACAUCGGGCAUCCAAGGGUCUACGCCCAUCGAGGGAGAGCAUGCAGCUUUUGCGAUUGGGUUGGCACACAGGGCACGUUCGGUAAUGCAGCUUCGGACUCUAGAGACGGGGGCCGCAACUGAUGUCAGCGGAGUAUUGAGGAUCAGCCGCGGAGGUGGUUGGAGCAGUGGGCCCGAGGACAACCUUGACGAAAAGGAGCUGUUGUAUUAUAUCCAGCGAGAUGGUGGAGUUCGGGUCUUUGGGCGCGGAGAGUCGUGA